Poecile atricapillus (Black-capped chickadee) is the source of this 870-nucleotide messenger RNA. RefSeq names its product homeobox C11 (gene HOXC11). The record is from RefSeq and is a predicted model, not a curated record. Gene Ontology annotation, cellular component: nucleus. Gene Ontology annotation, biological process: regulation of transcription by RNA polymerase II; anatomical structure development. The transcript is spliced from 2 exons. The coding region runs from base 1 to 870 and encodes 289 amino acids. Gene Ontology annotation, molecular function: DNA-binding transcription factor activity, RNA polymerase II-specific; RNA polymerase II cis-regulatory region sequence-specific DNA binding. Lineage: Eukaryota; Metazoa; Chordata; Aves; Passeriformes; Paridae.
AUGUUUAACUCGGUGAACCUCGGCAACUUCUGCUCGCAGGCGCGCAAGGAGCGCGGGGGCGGCGGCGGCGGCGGCGGAGACUUCGCGGAGCGGCCGGGCUGCGCCUCCAACCUUUACCUGCCCAGCUGCACCUACUACGUGCCCGAGUUCCCGGCCGUGCCGCCCUUCCCCGGCCGCCAGAUCUCCUACCCCUACCCCAACCUGCCCCGCGAGGUUCCCUACGCGCUGGAGCCCUCGGGGAAAUGGCACCCCCGCGGAAAUUACGCGCCCUGUUACUCCACCGAGGAGCUGAUGCACCGCGAGUGCCUCCCCGGCGAGGUGCUGCUCAAGAACGAGGGGUACCAUCAUCAUCAUCACCACCACCACCAGCACGGCCCCGCCGCCCCGCCCGCCCCCGGCUUCUACCCCGGCGUGGGGAAGAACUCGGUGCUGCCGCAGGGAUUCGAUCGAUUCUUCGAGAACUCCGCGUUCUGCGGCGCCGAGAGCGCGCCCGACAAAGGGGACGAGGGGAAAAGCGCGGAGGGCAACGCGCAGGAGGAGGAGGAGGAGGAGGAGGAGGAGGAGAACACGAACCCCGGCUCGGCCUCGGCGUCCUCCUCGUCGGGAGCCAAGGACGGCUCCAAGAGCGGCGCUCAGAGCGCUCCCAGGACGAGGAAGAAGCGCUGUCCCUACUCCAAGUUCCAGAUCCGGGAAUUGGAGCGGGAAUUUUUCUUCAACGUUUACAUCAACAAAGAGAAGCGGCUGCAGCUGUCGCGGAUGCUGAACCUGAGCGACCGCCAGGUCAAGAUCUGGUUCCAGAACCGCCGCAUGAAGGAGAAAAAGCUCAGCCGGGACCGACUCCAGUAUUUCUCGGGGAAUCCCUUGUUGUGA